CGUCUGAUACUUUAGUAAUAUACCAUUCCUUAUGAGUAGCUACUACUAUGAAGUUGGUGGGCUUGAGAUUUCUUUGCCGAGGCGAGCCAGGGAGGGAGAGUAUAUAUCUUCCUGGUGGGGCGCACCGAUAGGCAAGGGUAUUUUUGCCUGGAUCGAGUCCGGCUUUGAUGAUGGUCAGGACUGUGCGAUCAUAAGGAUGACUUUGUAUGCGUCUUCUUCGUUUUGGGUCUUACACGGGAUUGAAUUGGCGCAUGGUCAUGGGAGCCUGUUGGCGAGACCUUUGAGGGUAGCCGAGGAAGCUACAGCAAAAUGGACGAAUGACAGGAUCCAGGAAGGAGAGGAGCAGGUGGAGACCCGUGUAGAGGUCAAGCAUGCGGAAGAGUUUGUACUUCCCUUAGCCCCAUUGCGGGUUGUCCUGCCAGAGUUCUUGGUAGAGGCAUGUUUUGGAGGACAGGCGAGGGUGGAAACCGCCGCAGAGGCUGCCGUGAAGUGGAGGUUCCCGGAAGAUGAGGUGGAAUGCAGGCUUGGUAAGGGCCCUGAGCAGCCUGCCGAGGUCGCGUCAACGCAAGGAGAGUUGAGUGGUAUACAGAGGCAAGUUGGGAUGCUGGAGGAGAGGUUGGCACGGUUGGAAGAAGUCAGGCAUGGCGAGAGAAGGACCUUUAAAGAAGCACCUAAAGGACCGGCUGAGCAGGGUGAGGCGGAGGUAAGGGAAGACCAUCAGGAGUCACUCCUCCACAAGAAGACCCCGAGGGGGCAGGUUUGCACCCUAGAAAGAGAUGAAGAGGAGGGGGUCGUCGAGAUCAAGGAGGAGCGAGAAUCUAGUAUGGCCCUACUCGUUAUUGCGCCGGAGCCGAAGGGAAGGCCCAUUGACAAAGAGGCACCCUCGGCUGCAGGUCGGGAGAGGCAAAGGAGUACGUGGUGGCUAGAACAUUGGGCAGAAGUGGUAUGUGAUCGUUGGGGAAAGAUUGGUCGUGCCCCUCAAGGAGGCCAGGAAAAGGGGGUGAUGGGUGAAAAAGGGAAGCCUGAAUCUCCCAAGUUGACGAAGGCUCAGCGGAAGGCGAGGAAUCGGGCCCAGGAAGGUCAGGGUGCCAAAAGGGGGCAGUGCUCAGGACGGAUGGGGGCCACACCGCAAAAGGUGGAAGGUGGAGUAGCACAUGAGAGGCCCCCGUCGGUUGAGCAUGCGCCGUAUGGGCAGCGGGAGCCAUGCGGUCAAGUAGAGCCAAGACCUAUGUAUGAUCCAUAUGUGCCCUGGGUGCAAGGCAGUUGGCUGGGCCCACAAAUGAAUAUGAUGCCACCCCGGCCUCAUGCAGUCCGGGUUCAGCCAGCCUUGCGUGUGAGACCAUUGCGGCCGCCGAUACCACAAGGGGCACAAGGCCAAGUGGCCGGUGGAAGGGGUCAAAAGCGAAAGGCUGAAAAGGGUUGUAGGGACGAGGGGCACGAGAAGGGGGAAUGUGGUGGCGGCAAGGGUGGCUCUGGUGGGAGGAAAGCGGAUUGGGGAAAGGACGUUUGCAGACAUUGUGCCAAGGAAGGGCACAUAAUGAAGUUUUGUCGGGAGCGGAGGGCCGAUGAGGCAAGUGGUCUAAUAAGGACUGACAUCGAGGGACGUGUUUUCGACAGGACGGGGGAGUACAUCGACCCAACCAUCCCAGGGGGAACACGGAAGGAGGCUUUGCGGCGAGACGGGACAUCGAACACCGCCUCAUGAAUAUUGUCGGGAAGAGGAAGCGUUUGUGUGAAAAGGGCCUGGAAACUUGAGCAGACUGUAAAUAUAAGCAGGAAUCCCCAAUUAUAUAGCUGAGGCACAGCGUACAGAG
Messenger RNA from Chara braunii, 1814 nucleotides. NCBI's taxonomy places the organism in Eukaryota, Viridiplantae, Streptophyta, Charophyceae, Charales, Characeae. The record is from the annotation of a GenBank genome assembly.